AUGGAGACACAGCAGUCCAGACACCCCCACAAGAGCGCCGCAUCUUCGCCAGCGCAGUCACGCGAGGGGUCCAUCGUGCUAGAACCCUUCCCCUCCACCCCGCCCGGCUCGUCCCUGUCCGCCACCCCUACCACCUCCUUCCACGCCCAGUCCCUCCUUGCCACCCUGCCCGCCACCGUGCUCGCCCGCAUCUUCUCCUCGCUCUCCUCCGCCGACCUCCUCCGCUGCGCACUCGUCUCCAAGGAGUGGCUGGUGCUGGCGUCGAUGGAGGCGUGGUGGGAGGAGCUGGCCCUGAACGAGCUAGAGACUCCCGGGCUGGUGAGCGUGAUGCUGCACGAGCGCGCCGAGCUGCCGCACCUCACCCACGGCUCGUGGCGCGAGCUCUACUGGAAGUACCGCCGGAAGGAGGCCCUCACCCUCCACCCGCGCGUCGUCGCCGUCUACGACUACCGCGCCCGCACCGAGAACGAGAUCGACGUCAAGCGCGGCGAGGUGCUGCGUCUGCUCGCCAAGGACCACGAGACCUGCUGGUGGCUCGUCCAGCGCACCUCCGACAAGGCCGAGCCCCCACAGCCGCCAGCCGCGCAGCAGGAGCGAGAAGAAAGAGAAGAAGAAGGAAAAGAAAAAGAAAAAGAGCUCAAGGAAGAGGAGGAGGGAGUGGCGAAGACGAAGGAGACGACUGAAGGUGAAGAGGAGGAGGAGGGGCAGGGGCAGCUGGAGACAGCAGCCGGCGAGCCAGGACUUGAUGAAGAGCAAGACGACAACAGUGAAGCGCAGGCCAGCGCCGAUGAUGAACGCGUCGCCGAUGUUACGACCGACGAACAACAACAAGAGCAGCAGGUCGAGGAGGAGAAGCGCGGCGACGAUGGUGGUGGUGGUGGCGCAGUGGUCGAGCCCGAGGGUCGUAAGCCGGCGGCGACGAUCGGGUGGGUGCCCUCGGGCUACCUCGACUAUUGUCCGCGGAAGCCCAGCGCCGCGCGCGCUCGCCGUUCCGAGGCGGCAGCGGCGGACGCGCAGGACGCGAGGCAGCUGCAGGAGCGUAACAAGAAGGUGCCGUUCAUGGUGCGCGCCAAGUUCGACUACGUCGGGGCCAACGCGCAGGAGCUGAGCUUCAAGAAGUACGACCUGAUGGCGAUCGAGCUGCACCCCAGGGAGAAGUACCCGAUUCCGUUCGACGCCAGCGAAGACGACGAUGGUGACGAUGGCGACGGUAACGGCGAGCAAGCGGCCAUGGCCGCCGCGGAGAGGGCCGACGCGACGAGAGGGCAGUGGUGGAAGGCCUCGCUCACCCGCCGCAGCACCACCGGCGGCACCACCACCGUCAGCGGUUGGAUUCCCGUCAACCUCGUCACCGAAGAGGUGACGCACGUCAUUGCGCUGUUUGACUAUGUGCCGGUGGACGAGGAGGAGCUGCCCCUCAAGAAAGGACAGCGGGUGGCCGUCCUCGCCACCGACGAGAACCGGAAGGGCUGGAUUUACGCUCAAGGAAACGGCAGGCGAGGCUGGCUCCCCGAGAACUACGUCGUGGACGAUGACGACGCCUGA
Molecule: messenger RNA, 1545 nt
Organism: Acanthamoeba castellanii str. Neff
Lineage: Eukaryota; Discosea; Longamoebia; Acanthamoebidae
Product: variant sh3 domain containing protein
Exons: 5
Coding region: 1-1545 (514 amino acids)
Molecular function (GO): protein binding
Source: RefSeq, a predicted model, not a curated record